UAAAUUUUUUUUAUACCCAACAUCAAACUCAAAUUGUUCCGAACAAUCCAUCCCUAUUUUCCUCUUCACUUCGAAGUUGGAACAGGUCCUCUUCCGCCACAGACAUUUUCCAUUAAGCCACUUUCAGAUGUUUAAAACAGGGUUAAAGCCGACAGUGGUGACUUUGAACACGAUUGUUAAUGGGCUUUGUGUUGAAGGUAAUGUUGCACGAGCGGUUUGUUUAACCCGCGAAAUGGAGAAUGCGGGUUAUGAACCAAAUGGUUACACAUUUGGUGCGUUGGUUAAUGGUUUGUGUAAAAUUGGGGAUAUGGUUAGUGCUGUUGGUUGUAUUAGGGAUAUGGUUGAGAGAAACUAUGAACCGAAUGUUGUUGUUUAUAAUGCAAUUAUGGAUGGUUUUUGUAAAGGAGGGUUUGUUUCGGAGGCUUUGAGUUUGUUUGCGGAAAUGAAUGAAAAAGGUGUUAAGGGUAGUUUGGUUACUUAUAAUUGUUUGAUUCAAGGGGUUUGUAGCAUUGGUGAAUGGAAAAAAGCGUAUUUUUUGUUGAAUGAGAUGAUGGAAAAGGGCGUAAUGCCUGAUGUUCAAACUUUUACGAUUUUGGUGGAUGGUUUUUGUAAAGAAGGGUUGAUUUUGGAGGCUAAAAGUGUGAUUAGUUUUAUGGUGCAAAUGGGUGUGGAACCUAAUGUUGUGACUUAUAAUUCAUUGAUUGGUGGUUAUUGUUUGAUGAAUGAAAUAGAUGAAGCUAUAAAAGUAUUUCGUUUGAUGGUUUUGAAGAAGUGUUUGCCUAGUGUUGUGACUUAUAAUUCACUGAUUCAUGGUUGGUGUAAGGUUAAAGAUGUUGAUAAAGCUAUGUGUUUGUUGAAUGAAAUGGUUAAUGAAGGUUUGUAUCCUGAUGUUGUGACUUGGACAACACUUGUUAGUGGGUUUUGUGAGGUUGGUAAACCUUUGGCUGCUAAAGAAUUGUUCUUUACAAUGAAGCAAUAUGGUAUGGUUCCGACUCUUUUGACCUGUGCUGUUGUUUUGGAUGGUUUAAUUAAAUGUCAUUUUCGUUUUGAGGCGAUGUUGUUGUUUAGGGCUUUGGAGGAAAGUGAUUUAGAUCUUGAUAUUGUGAUUUAUAAUGUUAUGAUUGAUGGUUUGUGUAAAGAUGGAAAGUUGAAUGAUGCAAGGAAGGUUCUUGCACGUUUACUGGUUAAAGGGUUAAGAUUCGAUUCGUAUACGUUUAAUAUCAUGAUUGGAGGUUUAUGUAGAAAAGGGUUGUUGGAUGAUGCUGAAGACUUGCUUAUGAAGAUGGAAGAAAAUGGAUGUCAACCUAAUAAAUGUUCUUAUAAUAUCUUUGUCCAAGGAUUGCUGCGAAAACGUGAUGUUCUAAGGUCGAAAAAAUACCUUCAAAUAAUGAAAAACAAAGGGUUUGCAGUGGAUGCUACUACCACAGAGUUGCUUAUAAGCAUUUACUCAGAUGAUAAAGAAAGCGACACAUUUCAAGAGUUGAUGCAGAACUGAGGUUCGUCUGAAUUUUUCAUAUCAUGUUUUGAGAGCCUUAAUGAUGAAAUGGUAUGCUGUAAAGGACAAGGGCGAGCACAUUAUGAUGUUCGUAUAUGAAAAUCCAAACUGGAUUAUGACAAUGAUGGUGUUCUAAACGUUAACAGAUCGAAGAGUUCAGAGCCGCAGCUUUUUUUUUUGCCAAGAUAUUAGUACAAUUCAAUGCAAUCAAAAUGAAGGUCUUGCUUUGGCUUGAUUGCAAUUACAUGAGUCUGGAUGAUAUAUAAAUGUUUGUCUGAUGUUCAUACAAGGGAAGGUAUGUUUCACAUGACCUAGUCAAACAAUAUUUACCGUUUUCAAGUUUACCUUCUGGUAUGUUAAAGUUACCUUUUGCGAUUUGCAGUAUGAAACAUGCGUGGAUAAGUUUGUUGCUCAUGAUUUAGAAAUUAUUGCUUGAAGUUCUGUUAUAAAACAUUUUCUUGCCUAAACCUCUCAUCUCCCCUCUUUGCUUUGCAAUGAGGUUAAGAUUUAAGAAGAAAGAGGGUAAAAAAGUGCAUUGUUCCUUAAUUCUUAUUGCUUUUUGCUGUAACUUUAGAAUAGGGAAUCAUGUGUUUUGGCCAUUAUUGUCAAAUAGGAUAAUAGCGCUAUAGCAUAGCGGGUUUUGAUGAAUUCGCAAUGAAAACUGCAACAUUAUCCUAGUUUCGCUAAUAGGGCAAUAACAUCUGCUAUUCCAUUUUCUGCUAGCGAGAUGUAGAACUGUUUGGAUGAAAAAAUUACAAGAGCUUAUGAGCUCCCCUUACAAGCUUAUCAAUUUGGGCCUAUGAAUUUUGGACACAGAGCGGAAACACGGAACCGGUUCAUUUUGCAAAACUCAAUUCUCUCACCAGGGUUCUAUCUUCGUUCUUUUCUUCUACCUCUUCUUGAACCAGAAACAACGCUACAUAUCCGUUCUCUUCGACCUCUUCCUCUUAGUUCUCUUUGCUUGUUGUGCUAUCUUCGUCUUCUUCAUUCUCUGUAACUCAGGUACGCUAGGGUUUCUGAGUUUUUUGCUGUUGUUCCUUGUUGUGAUUUUUACAGCCAAUAUUUGCUUAUUCAUGUUGACUUUCAUUGCAAUUGUUCCUGAUUUGGUUGCUUGUUUCUCUGAUUUUCUAUUGAUUUGAUGCUGUAUAUCAUUAGGCUUGGCUAUUCAAUUAGUUAGCUGAAUUUAAGUAUCAGAUUGCUUAUAACUUAGACAAAUAGAUGUAGAACUUAGACAAAGAGAUAGAUAGAUGUCGCUAAUGUUAGCCUUGUUCUGUACGUCCCAAAUUUUAGAUUGAUUAUGGUUUUGCUUUGGUUUUGUUUCAGAUUUAUUCACUAAUGCAGAACUUGCAAUUGCUAUAAACCUCUACUUAGCUCUACUCUUCAGCAUACCUUUUGCUGAAGUCGUAAGGUAUUUGUUUACUUGGUUGUAUAAUAGGUGACAGUAGAUGAAAGAGGGUAUGACAGACCUUUAAUUUCGAACUUGGUUGGAUUGAAAUAGAUGAAACUUUUGAAUUUAUAUAUAACUUUUCAAUUAUAAUCUUUUUAUUAUAAUUUUUCAGGAUUAAUAAAACAAUCUCAUUGCUAUUUUCAAAAUCAAACCGGAAGUUCUUACUACCAAAUCGGAACACAUAAUGUGAUAGAGCAGAAACAGUAAUAGAAGGAAAAAUAAAAAGAGACUAGAUGAAAUAGUGAGUUUAUUGAUAGAAAAUUCAGAUGAGAGAUGACUCUCUACAACUGACCCAGAGUCCUAUGACUCCUCAGAGAAUAUUUCUCUGUCCUCUCUUCUAACAGAAUGUUUGCCUUGUUUACUUGCUCACUGCUUAUAACCUCUCCCAUAACAAACUGCCAGCUAAACAUUUCCCUUAACGGUAUCCUUCUCUCCCCUCUUUUUCUUCCUCUCAUACACUCUCCAAACUGUGGGCCUAGAAUUCAUAGGUGAGACCAACAUAGCCUCAUUUGGCCCAAGGGUAAUUGGUGUCCUAUCAUAAUGAGUGUGACCUGAUUAAUUGAUGUACCCAUGUUACUGCGGUAUCGAUUGAGCUUCAUAGUAGUCAAUAUUGUCAAGAGUUGUUUGAAAUGUCGUUUUUGUCACUAGUAGGUGUUGUUGCUUUUUCCUAUCCUAUUGUGCUUGAUGUUGCUGCAUAUUCUUAAGGUUGUGGCUCCAAUUGAAAGUAAAUCAAAUCUAGCUCCUCUGUAUAUAUAUGUUUGAUAAAAUGAAGAAUGCCGCAAUUUGAAAACAAUUUUGUUUUCAAGCCUAUGAUUUUGAUCAUUAGUUUGUUUAUUUCUGUUUGAGUGGGCGGGGAAGUUGGUGUUCAUGGAUUUUCAGUUAAGAUUCUUGACAAAGGGCACUGCUUUUUUGUAGUUUCUUGGUUUCCACUAGACUUCCUAUUCAGUAUAGUUCUGAUUUCUGGACCUAAAUUUAUAGAAACAUUUGACAAUUCUUUGUGAUAUUUAGCAUAACAAUUUGUGUGACUUGUGACUUCUUUAAGUUUAACAAUUCUGUGAUGUUUGUACAAGAGAACAUGCUUUUAUAGAUUUACUGAUGCAUAUUAUCAAUCUUUGCUUUUUCUCUCCUUUACUAAUGACAUUAAUCUUGCUAUGCAUUAUAAUCUGAUAUGACAAACUUUAAGCCCUUAAUUCUCUUUCACUUAUUUUAAUCUGAUAUGACAAACUUUAAGGCCUUAAUCUGAUAUGACAUUAAUCAUGUUGCAUGUGCUUGUAACAGGUACCUGUAACUGUUGACCUAACAUAACCAUUUUGACUUUUGUUUAGCAAAAUUGCAUGUUUUAUUUUAUGAGGCAUACUUCGGCCUAAACUGUUAAAAAUGCAUUUUCACUAGAAAGUAAUAGAAGUAAAAUUUCAACCUUUUCAAUAUUUAGUAAAUCAAAUUUAUUAUAUGUAAGGAAUAUCCUGAAGUUGCAAUGUUCAAAGACAGGGAGAAUAUGUGCCGGAGCCGGAGAUCCUUUUUAAGGAUACUAUGGCAUCCAGCCAUGGUAAAUGGGCAUGGUCUAUAGACCUAGAAAUAAGGACUGAAGCAACUGGUGAAGAUUAUGGUGAGCAUGUUGAGGAGUUAGUAGGGCAAGGUGAAGAGGUAUCAAGUUCUUCUAUUCAAAAGCCAAAAAGUAAAAAGGGUUGAAAUUGAUAACAAGAAAGGAGGUGCUGGUUCUCAAAUGUGUGAUCAAUUUGAUUGUAUAGUUUAAAGUUUAAAUAGUGAAAAUACUUUUAAUAGUGAUAAAGCUGUUAAUGUUUCUACAAUUCUUUAUUGUUUGGAGAUGUUUAAACAAUUGCCAGGGUUGGAGUAUGAAAUUGAUACCCACCUUUUUAAUA
Messenger RNA from Medicago truncatula (barrel medic), 4822 nucleotides. Its product is annotated as putative pentatricopeptide repeat-containing protein At1g12700, mitochondrial. Gene Ontology annotation, cellular component: mitochondrion. Gene Ontology annotation, molecular function: protein binding; mRNA binding. Lineage: Eukaryota; Viridiplantae; Streptophyta; Magnoliopsida; Fabales; Fabaceae. Gene Ontology annotation, biological process: RNA processing; mitochondrion organization. Bases 128 to 1495 code for a protein of 455 amino acids. The transcript is spliced from 2 exons. The record is from RefSeq and is a predicted model, not a curated record.